Molecule: messenger RNA, 3030 nt
Organism: Heterostelium album PN500
Lineage: Eukaryota; Evosea; Eumycetozoa; Acytosteliales; Acytosteliaceae
Gene: smc6
Product: structural maintenance of chromosome protein
Exons: 8
Coding region: 1-3030 (1009 amino acids)
Biological process (GO): double-strand break repair via homologous recombination
Cellular component (GO): nucleus; site of double-strand break; Smc5-Smc6 complex
Molecular function (GO): damaged DNA binding; single-stranded DNA binding
Source: RefSeq, a predicted model, not a curated record
AUGGUUGUUGGAAAGAGAAAACAAGAAGAGGAAUUCGAAGAGGAACUCGCUGAUAAUACAAAGAAUCUAAAGAGACAAAGAAAACCAGUAAACAAUAUACAGAUAGUUCAAAGCGAUGACGAUGAAGAGAUAGAGGAGAGUGGCGAUGACAGCAGCGACGGCGACGACGACGACAGCAGCAGUGGCGGUGACAGUGAUAUGUCGGAUAUCGAACAAUCUCAACCGAUUUCACCGAUUGCCAAAGGCAAAGGAAGAAGAGCUGCUGUUGCCAAUGGACAUGCUGCUAAAACCAAUGGAAAUGGCAAUGGCAAUGGCAAUGGAGUCAAUCAUCACAAUAAUAAAAACAAUAAUAAUAAUAAUAAUAAUAUACAACAGAAUGGUAAUGCUCCUAUGUCUCGGCGGAACAUAACAGAGGAUGGCAAUGAAGAGGAAGAAGACGAGCUGAGUGAAGACGAAGAGGAAGUGGCAAGAUCGCUACACGAAUCAGAGUUGGGAAUCAUCGAGAAGAUCACUCUCGAGAACUUUAUGUGUCACAAGCAUUUCGAGAUUGUUCUCGGUCCAAACGUAAACUUUAUCUCUGGUGAGAACGGUAGUGGAAAGUCGGCACUGCUCGUCGCUCUCAUGGUUUGUCUCGGUGCCAAAGCAGGUACAACCAAUCGUGGUCAUAAACUAGCGGAUCUAGUUAAAACUGAUUCACAAGGAAACGAAGCGUAUAGACAUAAGGAGUUUGGUGAUUCUAUCAUUAUUGAGAGAAAGAUAUAUAAGAGUGGAACUAGUGGUGGAUAUAAAAUCAAAGAUGCUACCGGUAAAAAGACAAUCUCAACAAAACACGACGAUAUCCUACUGAUAUUGGAGCAAUUCAACAUUCAAAUCGACAAUCCAAUGGCCAUUCUAAUGCAAGAUACAUCCAGAGAGUUUCUUAAUGAAUCGACUCCACAAGCAAAAUACAAUUUAUUCUUAACAGCAACACAACUGGAUCAAAUGAAGAAAGAUUUUAAUUUUAUUGACGAUAAUAUAAAAGAAAUCAAUUCUAUAUUGGAGAAAAAGAACUAUAUUAUUGAUGAGAUGGAAAAGAAAGUGGCGGAAUAUACAAAGGAAUAUAAAGAGUUACAGAAGGUGUUUAAUUUGGAGACUAGUGUGCAAGAGUUGAAGGAGAAGUUGGCUUGGUCUUAUGUGGUGGAGAUAGAACGUUCGAUUGCCACGCUGACUUCAGAGUUGGAGGCGUGCGACAAGGGUGCAAGUGACAGUCAGCAGAGGGUGGACGAGCUACAACAAAGCAUCACCAAUGUCACUCAGGAGAUUGUGAGGCUGCGCGCUGAGAAUGCCGCGCUUGUAGAGUCGACCAGAACGUUUGACGAUCGUCGUCAAGCCAAUCAGCUGCAACUCAACGAGAUUCACAAGGAGGAAGCAAAAGGUGAUCUGUCGCGUGUCUAUGGCGACAAGAUGCCAGCGCUCCUCAAAAAGAUCAGAGACAACCAACGUAGAUUCACUGGAAAAACACCGAUCGGUCCAAUCGGUAUGAACAUCAAAGUACGACAAGAGAAAUGGGCAUACGCCAUAGAGUCGUGUAUCACAAAGAAAUCACUGCGUGGAUUCAUCGUUGAAACGUUUGCAGACGGUGAUCUUCUAUCUGCAUUUGCCAAAGAUCUUGGUAUUCCUGAUUUCGAAGUGACAUGUGUUCAGAAAUUCCAGGAUCGUGUUUAUCGUGAGAUUAGAGAUGAUUUCGAUCCAAAGUAUUUAACUGUUUUGCGAGCGAUCGAAUCGGAUACACCGCAUGUUCUCAACUUUUUGAUUGAUACAAAGAAGAUUCACACUACACUUUUGGAGGAGGACAGACACAAAGCAGAGUAUAUCAUUUAUCAAGAGAGACCGGCGUUUUUGAAGGAUGCUUACACGUUAAUUGGUGAUAAGAUCUACAUGAAGGGUAACACACAGGGUAUCACCACCGACACAAUCGUCGAAGUCACCGACGAUCCUACAGAGGAGUGGGAGCGUGGUAUCCAGCAGAUGGAUAUCGAGUUCAACGAAUACCGUGAGUCUAUCAAACAGCAAGACGAAGAGAAAGCUUUGAUCAUCGCUAAGCGACUGCCGAUUCUCGCGUCAAACAAAGAGCUGGACGCCGAAGUCGGAAAGAUCAACCGACAGAUCAAUGCUGCCGAUCAAAAGAUUGGCGCGCUGGCGAAGCAAGAGCGUGAGCUGCGACAGAACGAAGGUAAACUUCUCAUGACGUCAACCAAGCACUCUACACAGCGCGCAACCAUCGCGCAGCAACUCGAAGCACAGAAGCAGUCGUUGAUUCAACAGCAGGAGAAAGCCGAGCAGUUUUGUGGACGUGUCGAAGUGCUCGAGAAGGAAACACCGGACCACUUGACGCGUGAUAUCAAUAAGCACAAGGCGGCAAUCGAGCGUGAAACCAAGGGUCGUCGUAGUCGAGCGGAAGUAAUCAACUCGCUGCGAGACACCCAGGCGUCGCUCCACGAAGCCACCGACAAGCGUGACACCCUGAAAAAGCUCUGUCAAAGCGCCAAAGUGCGUCUGGACGACCGUUUCCAAAACUGGCAAAAGUUCCGUACCAAGAUUUCGCGUCGUACCGCGCUCUUUUUCAAUAUUUUCUUGUCGCGUAAGGGUUACUCCGGUAACAUCCAGUUUGACCACACCCAGAAGCGUCUCGAAGUCAACGUUCAGCUCAAUAAGAUGGCACCGGCCAACCAACAGUCCAGCGCCAUUCAGGCGGCAAAGGGUCAGGCCAAAGGCAAAGGUGACACCAAGACACUGUCGGGUGGUGAGCGUUCGUUCUCGACGGUCUCACUGCUACUCUCGCUCUGGGAGGCAAUGGAGUGUCCGUUCCGUGCGAUGGACGAAUUCGACGUAUUCAUGGACGAAGUGAACCGUCGUAUUUCAAUCGAUCUUCUCCUGAGCAAAGCCAAAGAGAACCGCAACCGACAAUAUAUUUUUGUAACACCGCUUCCACUCAACUCGAUUACGCCAUCACCACACAUUUUCAUACACAAAGUGAGACCACCGUUUUAA